CAGACUGUGAAAUUCGUCGCUGCGUGAAGACAGCUUGGUACCAGCAAAUCUCCCGCAGCAAGUGGAAUCGAACCUCUCUCUCCAUCAACCAUGAACCCUACACAGUAUCUCCUUUGUGUACUGAUUUCUUUAUGCCUUUAUUGCGCAAUGAUGGUGGCGGCCCAGUCGCAAACUUUCAAUUCCUCCUCGGGAAAAGAUCUCACCAAUGUGACUUACUUGGACUUCACAUCGACGGAAGUGGAGAUGGAUGCCUUGGGGGAUGUUGUGGGUCAGUCGGAGGUCGAACUGUCAACAGUGGCUGGAGAUUCUCAGGAAGAAUCAAGCAGCUCCCAGCCAUCACUACCUGGGAAUUCUGGGAUUCAGGAGGACCCAGAAGCCUCUUCAGAAAGCACAACUGCUACAUCCCUCCUUCCACCAGUGCCAUUUUCAGAAGCCGUGGCUGGUGAAUUAGAUGAACUGAAUCCAUUUUCUUCCACGCUGGAGCCUUGGUUUUCCCUGGUGACCAUGACCUCACCAUCAGGCUUUGCUGAAAUGUUGGGAUUGCCUCCCGCCUCGCCAACCAACACCAGGCUGAUGAGACCUGGCUCUACGAUGGAGCAGCCCAGCAGCAGAGCAGCAGAGGGAUCCGCACUCGGGGGUCAGAAGGAGCCCACGGCCACCCGCCCGGGUACGCCAGAAGCGCCUGCAGUCACCUUGGGCUUCACUGACACUGUCCUCAAACCCUCCUCUUCCUCGGUCCUGCAGCAACUCCUCCCGGGUGUGGUAGGGAUCACUGGAUCUGCUAGGACCCUCACCAUGGCCAGGGGCUCUAUCUCACCUGCAGGCCCUCCCAUUGGGAGUGGGACAGGGGUAGGCACUGCCACCCCUGAUCCGGACCAUAGGACUGCCACGGAAGUGGAAUCCAAGGCAGAGGAGCCCGGACAGCAUCCUGAGGAGGUCCAGGAGCCAGGAGUCCCCAUUGGCAGAGGAGGAUCUCAGAAGAUGACACAGGUUGUCUGCAGAGACUGGAACAAGCUGGCUGGCAAGAGUUACGUGAUCUUGAAUAUGACGGAAAACAGUGAAUGUGAAGUUUUUCGAUCCCACAAUGGACUGGAGUUGCUGAAGAUUGUGGCGGAAUCGUUCUCAAGAAAACUGAGUACUCCCACGUCCUCUUGGCUGCUAUCCCUGAGCAAACCCAGUGAACACGACAAACAUCUCCUGAUGAUGCUGGCCAGUGAUAGAGGUACAAUACCAGCAAAGGAAGUUAUCACCAUGUUGGGAGAUGUCAAGGAUCAUUUGAGAGAGAUCGGAAUCCAAAACAUCAGCUCAGCCAUGGGAUGCCAAGGGAGACCCAACCAGCCUCGUGGGGAUUACGGGAAGCUCUUCAUUGUGCUGGUUAUCAUUGGCUCGAUCUGUGCUGUGAUCAUUGUCUCGGGCUUUGUCUACAUCUGCUGGCAGCGGCGGCUCCCCAAGUUAACCCACAUGUCCCAUGGUGAGGAGCUCCAUUUUGUUGAGAACGGUUGCCACGACAACCCAACCCUGGACAUUACAAUAGACAGCACGGUGGAGAUGCAGGAGAAAAAGCCCAGCGUGAACGGCGAUGCCAUUGAACGUUCCGGAGGCUGGAAUGCCCUGGUGAACAAAAGGUCGAAAGAUGAGGGGGACAGUUUUGAGGAGGACACACACCUUUGAGGGCCUGCACUGCUUGAAGUUUGGAGCAGAGGCCUUCACUGUUGAGUGAACCCAAGCACUUUGCAACAGAGGUGCUGUUGUUUUGUAAGGAAUACUGCAUCCAUAAGGGCAUAAGGCAUAGGAACAGAAUUAGGCCAUUCAGCCCAUCGAAUAUGCUCCGCCAUUCCAUCAUGACUGAUUUAUUUUCUCUCUCAGCCCCAUUCUCUUCCCUACUCCCCAUAACCUUUGAUGCCAUUACUAAUUAAGAACCUAUCAACCUCUAUUUUAAAUAAACCCAAUGACUUAGCCUCCACAGCCAUCAUGGCAAUGAAUUCCACAGAUUCACCACCCUCUGGCUAAAGAAAUUACUCCUUGUCUCUGUUCUAAAUGGAUGUCCUUCUAUUCCGAGGCUGUGCCCUCUGCUCCUAAACUCGCCCAUUAAUGGAAACAUCCUUCACACUCGCAGUUUAUCUAGGCCUUUCAAAAUCUACAACACCCCCUCUUUAUCUUUGUGCUGUGGUAUCUAUAGAAUACAAAGAUCAGAACUAGACGUGGGCAGCUGACACUAUCUAGCCCCCAUCAUCAACGAUCGGCAAAUAAUAGUUUGGGGGAGGCGGGGUUUGCCACGUACUAUGUGAGGAGGAACAGGAACCGCAAAACAGUUAUCAGUUAUGGUCCAUCUCAGAACUUGGCCUAACAUCUGGGGUAUUUUGAUAUUUUGACAUUUCUGAAUUCAGGCAGCAAGAUUACUUGAAAUUUCAAUCCAUGGCUGCCUCUUGUGCCAAGCUGAAGCCACCUUCAGGUUGGAAGAGCAACACCCUAUAUUCCUUCUGGGAAGCCUCCAUCCUGAUGGCGUGAAUAUUAAUUUCUCCUUCCGGUGAACUCUUAUAUCAGAUUCUUUCUUCUCCAGCCCUUGACCUUUCCCACCCACCUGGCUUCAUCUAUCACCUUCCAUCUAGCCUCCUUCCCCUCCCCCCACCUUUUAUUUCAGGCAUCUCCCCACCUUCCCUCUCAGUCCCGAAGAACAGUCUUGGUUUGAAACAAGAACUGUUUACUCUUCUCCACAGAUGCUGCCUGCCCUGCUGAGUUCCUCCGACAUUUUACAUGUGGUACUCUGGAUUUCCAGCAUCUGCAAAUCUUCUCAUGUUUGUGAUUUAGUUGAAACCGGUUCAUUGUCUAUACAAAGCGAGUUCAUGUGGCUGGUAAAAUAGGCGUGUGUAAGGAUCUUCAUGUACAGGGACUGGGGCCUCUGCAUUAAUUGCCCAACCCUUGGUCAUUGACCUGAAACAUUCACUUGUUUCUCCUUCCCUGAACACUGGCUGGCUGGUUGUGUAUUUCUGUAUUUUAUUGCCCACCUUUAUUUGUCCUUGAGACCAUUGCAGAGGGCAGGAUUAGUUUACCUUUAUUUAUCACACGUACAUCGAAACACACGGUGAAGUGUGUCAUUUUGCAUCAAUGACCCACACAGUCUGAGGAUGUGCUGGGGGCAGCCCACAAGUGUCGCCACACUUCCAUCGCCAACACAGCAGGUCCACAACUCACUAACUCUAACCCAUAUGUCUUUGAAAUGUGAGAGGAAACCGGACCAUUUGGAGGAAACCUACACACUUAUGAGGGAGGAUGUAUAAAACCCUUGGAGACAUUGGAGUGAAUUGAACCUGGGUGGUUAGUGCUAUAAAGUGUUUCACUAAACACAGGACAGCAGAUUUCAUUCAGUGAAAGAUGCUGUUGUACCAGAUGGGAUUUUACAGCAGUGUGGUAGUUCAGUGACCACUUUUACUGAUGCUUUACCUUAAGAUAGAAUUUCACAUUUGUUUGUGUAGCUGUGGUGGGAUUUGAACUCCUGUCCCUCAAACAUAAGCCCAGCAUCAUAAUCGCUGUGCUGAGGUACAGCUGAGGUUAUGUGUUGGCCUGGAUUUCUCUGUGCGCUGUUGAGAUGAAUUAGCCAGUGUUGGCAUGUGGCUCGAGUGCAUUGUUGGCUGUGAUUCAAAUGAUUUCAUUUGAGUUUAAAGUUAUUGUCAGAGGUAUACAUACUCAGGGUAUAAAUGCCAUGAAAAUGAGCGUUUUGAAGCAGCAGCCCAGAACAUAGAAUGGAACAGGCCAUUUCCCGCCUGGGGAAAUAUUCUCUGGCUGUCUCCUCUAUUUGUGCCUCUUAUUAUCUCAGGCACCUCCGAGUACAAGUUACCUCUCAUUCUCCUUCACUCCAAGGAGAAAAGCCCUGGCUCACUUAAUCUAUCCUCAUACCACAUGCCCUCUAAUCCAGGCAGCAUCCUGGUAAAUCCCCUCUGCACCCUCUCAAGAUCCCAAGAUCCCUCUGUUCCUCCACACUGUUAAGACUCCUGCCAUUAACCCAUCAAGUUUGACCUUCCAAAGUGAAUCACUUCACACUUUUCUAGAUUGAUCUCAGUCUGCCACUUCUCAGCCCAGUUCUGCCUCCUGUCAAUGGCCCUUUCCUUUGAUAAUCUUCUACACUAUCUACAACACCAAGUACAUUACAAGAUGAGGACAAACAUAAUUUAACAGAAUCUUAAAUUAACAUAAAUCAUACAUAACUUACAAAAUCAAUAACAAACAUAAUGAUAAUAGUGCAAGUAUUUUAUUUGGAGGUACGGCACAGUAACAAUCUCAACCAGCCCGCUCUACCCAAUUACACCCAUGUGACCAAUUAACCUACUAACUCGUAAGUCUUUGGAAUGUGGGAGGAAACCGGAGCUUCCGGAGGAAACCCUGCUGGUCAUGGAGAGAACAUAGAAACUUCUUACAGACAGUGGUGGGAAUUGAACCUGGGUUACUGGUGCUGUAAUAGUGUUUCGUUAACUGCUAAAGCUGAGAGUGAAAAAUAUAUAGUCUGAGGCAGUGUUAGGGCUUUUUCAGGUUGGUUCCAGAACCUGUUUGCAGUGGGGAAGAAAUGGUUGCUGUGGGUCUCUAGGCUGCUGUAUCUCGUGUCUGAUGGCAGCAUUGAGAAGUGUGUGUGGCCCGGAUGGUGGGAGUCCCUGGCGAAUUGUGUUCUGACUUGUAAUGGACUAUCAUCCCACUCCUAAUGUCUCUCCGUCAUGGUCACAAUAGACCCUUGAAGAGAACUUGAAGAGAUAAUGCUGAUGAUAAGAUGCAGUCAUUAUUUUUUGUCUUUUAGCAGAAGUAGUGUAACUGAGAGAUUGAAAAUAAUGGGAUGACACAAAUAUGAAACCCAGAAAGUUGCUAGACGUAGUGGGGAAAAAUCACAGUGGACUAUGGUUUUUGGAUUCUUAUUGUCACAGGUGGUAGAUGGUAGGGAGGAGGUACAUCUAUGCCAAAGGAGGUGGAAGGUGCUCCUUCCCUUCACUGGCCUGCAGGUCACCCAUGGGCAAGGUGUAGACCUACUUAGUCCCCCGAUCAGGGUCAUGUGAAGACAUGGGAACAGGUGGCGGAUGGCUGUAUGAGCUGCUGGUGCACGUCACAAGUUCUGGAUAUGUAACCACUGAUGCCAGGCAGACAAUCUCUGAAGAGUAUUGUGAAAAUACACUAAGUACACUGCAGAUGCUGUGGCCAAAGCAACACGCACAACACACUGGAGGAACUCAGCAGGUUGGGCAGCAUCCGUGGAAAUGAACAGUCAACGUUUCGGGCUGA
Hypanus sabinus (Atlantic stingray) is the source of this 5259-nucleotide messenger RNA. It is a transcript of the gene podxl2, whose product is annotated as podocalyxin-like 2. NCBI's taxonomy places the organism in Eukaryota, Metazoa, Chordata, Chondrichthyes, Myliobatiformes, Dasyatidae. The record is from RefSeq and is a predicted model, not a curated record. The transcript is spliced from 8 exons. The coding region runs from base 91 to 1671 and encodes 526 amino acids.